CUCUCUCCGUCUGUGUGUACAUACACUAAAAUGGCAGAAGGCAAUUUUUCUCAAGACAAGUUCAGCUGUUCGGUGUGUUUGGAUCUAUUGAAUGAUCCAGUGACCAUUCCCUGCGGACACAGUUACUGUAUGAGCUGUAUUACAGACUGCUGGAAUCAGGAUGAUCAGACGGGAGUCUACAGAUGUCCUCAGUGCCGACAAACCUUCACUCCAAGACCUGCUUUAUAUAAGAAUGUGAUGUUUGCUGAAGUGGUGGAGGAACUGAAGAAGAAAAAACUCCAGACCUCUCAUCCUGAUCACUGUUACGCUGGACCUGGAGAUGUGGAGUGUGACGUCUGUACUGGGAACAAAAAAUACAAAGCUGUCAAAUCCUGUCUGGAGUGUCUGAACUCUUACUGUCAAAAUCACCUUGAUCAACACGAAAAAUUCUUUCAGGUUAAAAAGCACGAUCUGAUGGAUCCAACUGGACGACUCCAUGAGAUGAUCUGCCCAAAACAUAAAAAACAUCUGGAAAUUUUCUGCCGUACCGACCAGCAGUACAUUUGUUAUCUGUGUACGAUGGACGAACAUAAAAACCAUGAAAUUGUCACAGCAGUAGCAGAGAGGACUGAGAAACAGAACAUUUUAGGAGAGACACAGAGAAAAGUUCAACAGAGAAUCCAGGAAAGACAGAAAGAGAUUCGGGAUCUGAGAGAGGCUGUGAUGUCUCAUAAGAGAUCUGCACAGACAGCAGUGGAGGACAGUGAGAAGAUUUUUACUGAGCUGAUCCGCUCCAUUGAGAGACAUCGCUCUGAGGUGACACAGCUGAUCAGAGAUCAGGAAAAGACUGCAGUGAGUCGAGCUGAAGGACUCUUAAAGCAACUGGAGCAGGAGAUGUCUGAUCUGAAAAGGAGAGACGCUGAGCUGGAGCAGCUUUCACAAACAGACAAUCACAUCCAUUUCCUGCAGAGUUUUCAGUCUCUCUCUGCAGCUCCUGAAUCUAAAGUCUCACACAACAUUUUUGUCAGUUCUCUCCUCUCUUUUGAUGAUGUGAGAAAAUCUCUUUCUCAACUGAAAGACAAACUGGAGGAUGUUUGUAGAGAUGAGAUAGAAAAGAUAUCUGAUAGAGUUACAUCUAUUAGAAUUAUUUCUGAUGAACCCAAAACCAGGAACGAGUUCUUGCAAUAUUCCAGUCAGUUCACAAUGGAUUUAAACACAACAUAUAAACACCUCCAUCUGUCUGAUGGGAACAGAGAGGCUACUGACACUAAUACAGACCAGCAGUAUCCUGAUCAUCCAGACAGAUUUGAUUACUGGCAGCAGGUGUUGUGUAAAGAGAGUGUGACUGGACGCUGUUACUGGGAGGUUGAGUGGAGUGGAAGUGCCGGUGUGUCAAUUUCAGUGUCAUAUAAGAGCAUCAGCAGGAAGGGAAAAGAUCAUGUGUGUGUGUUUGGGUGGAAUAAUCAGUCCUGGAGUUUACUCUGCUCUCCCUCCAAAUAUUCAUUUGAGCACAAUCAUAAAUUGACUGAACUCCCUGUGUCCUCCAUUUGUUCUAGAAUAGGAGUGUAUGUGGAUCACAGUGCCGGAUCUCUGUCCUUCUACAGCGUCUCUGACACAAUGACCCUCAUCCACAGAGUCCAAACCACAUUCAAUCAACCUCUCUAUCCUGGGUUUUAUGUUAAUAAAGGAGCUACAGUGAAACUAUGUCGUCUGAAAAAACAAAUCCUACAUAAAUUUCAUAAAUAAUACUAAAUUCAGCAUUACAGUAUUGCUAAAUAUAUUACAAUCUGAAAUCAAAGAAAACAUGGGCAUUGAAAAUGAGUAGUGUUAGAUUUACUCACUGUUUUACUUAUUUUAAAAGACAUAUAGUUAGUUUUUAAAGGCAGGGCGCACGAUUUUUGAAAAACGGAGUUGGGCCGAGUACCAAAACACACUUGUAUACUAUUCGACAUCAUUGCCUGGGUUGCGUAUGUGUGGGGCGGGUCUAUCAAAAGAAGGUCCAGAUUCUAUUGGGGUAGUGGUGUGUUCGUUUAGGUGAUUUCAAAUGUCAACAUUGGCUUUCAGAGAUCGUGCACCACAUUUUUAAUCUUCGCUUUGUCACAGCAGGUUUAUUGGACAUUUUGCAGGUCUAUAAAAACAUUUAGUUUUUCCCACUUCGUUUGAUUCACAUAAUAAAUGCUAAUAUUUUUCUUGAGAAGGAUGUGUAAGGGGUCAAACUCAAGAAUUAGGCAUCUCGCAACAAAAAGAGUUUGCGGCAGUUCGUAAGCUGACCCGUCCCUGUCCACAUCAUUCACUGUAAACCCGAACAUAACAAUCUACUCAUUUAAAAAGAGUGAACUAAACUCAAACGUGUAAAAAAAAAUUCAUUCAACUUAAAAGUUUUAUGUGUUUUCAACAAGUUCACCAUUUUAAGUUUCACGAACUCAAAAUUUUUUAUUUAUUACUUCCAAACGGACUCAUUUUAAUACCACAGCCUGUAAAAAACACUGCAAAUAAUGACAAACUUUUGGGGGUUGUGAUGAGUGUGAUUAAAUUUGCCAGGUAAGCUAUGAAAGAGUCUGGCACUGCAAAUUUACUUCAGUUUAAAGUUAAAUCAACACGAAUGGUUGGGGAGGUUCCAGUUCCCAGCAUGCUUUGCAUGAGCAUUUUUUAAAUUAAGUGAUAUUUUAUGUAGUUUUCAGUAAAUGGAAAGACUCAAUAGUGUUAAGCAUUCAUUUAUGUUGGAGACCCUACUGAAAAAUCCAGCUAAGCCCAGCAUAAGCUGGUGACCUGGUUUUAGCUGGUCUCCCUGCUUGAUUUUAGCUAGUUUUACUGGUGUAGGAAGCUGGGCUAGCUGUGUUUUGGUCAC
Misgurnus anguillicaudatus (oriental weatherfish) is the source of this 2827-nucleotide messenger RNA. Its product is annotated as tripartite motif-containing protein 16-like. The record is from RefSeq and is a predicted model, not a curated record. Gene Ontology annotation, molecular function: zinc ion binding; protein binding. Lineage: Eukaryota; Metazoa; Chordata; Actinopteri; Cypriniformes; Cobitidae.